CUCCACUAGACUAGGAUUCUGGUGUGAUCCCGAGAGACACCAUUUCACGGCCAAGCUCAGCUAUUAUAAAUGUUUAGUGUUUCUAGGAGAUAACCUCCUUAGGAAGAAAAGUGUGCUAUUAGAGAACAUGAAAUUCAUCGUUCCAAAAAUAUAUAGUGCUAGUAGCUUCUGAAAGCUCUGUUCGGGUCUUGUUCUUCCUCAUAGGUAACUGUUACCCCAAAGUAGUUUGAGUUUAGGAGUUUGAGGUUUCGGGUGGUCCUAAAAUUGUUUCAGAUAGCAGCCGUCCCCUGGGGAUUUGAUCCUUUAUACUGAAAUAGACUUGUUGCAGAGAUGUGUAUUUAUCCACAGCAUUGGGGGUUUCCAGCUCUCACAGAACCUUCAGCAUCCCCAGCUGGCAGUCUUGGCAUCUUCGAAGUAAGGAGAGUUUUAGAUGCUUCUGGAUGUUCAAUGCUAGCACCUUUACAGACUGGAGCAGCUCGAUUUUCUUCAUAUUUACUUUCAAGAGCAAGAAAAGUGCUGGGCUCCCACUUAUUUUCUCCCUGUGGUGUCCCGGAGUUCUGUUCCAUAUCCACCAGAAAACUGGCGGCCCACGGCUUUGGCGCAUCCAUGGCGGCAAUGGUGCCCUUCCCUCCCCAGAGGUAUCACUACUUUUUAGUGCUGGACUUUGAGGCCACGUGCGACAAGCCACAGAUUCAUCCUCAGGAAAUCAUCGAGUUCCCCAUCCUGAAGCUAAAUGGUCGGACCAUGGAGAUUGAGUCUACCUUUCACAUGUAUGUCCAGCCCGUAGUCCAUCCACAGCUUACUCCCUUCUGUACAGAGCUCACUGGGAUUAUUCAAGCCAUGGUGGAUGGUCAGCCGAGCCUGCAGCAAGUGCUGGAGAGGGUCGAUGAGUGGAUGGCGAAAGAAGGCCUCUUAGAUCCAAACGUCAAGUCAAUUUUUGUCACCUGUGGAGACUGGGACUUGAAAGUCAUGCUCCCAGGCCAGUGCCAGUACUUGGGCUUGCCGGUGGCGGAUUACUUCAAGCAGUGGAUUAAUCUGAAAAAGGCUUACAGCUUCGCCAUGGGCUGCUGGCCCAAGAAUGGACUUCUAGACAUGAACAAGGGCCUCAGCCUUCAACACAUAGGCCGGCCCCACAGCGGCAUUGAUGACUGCAAGAACAUUGCCAACAUCAUGAAGACACUUGCGUAUCAAGGCUUCAUCUUCAAGCAGACAUCAAAGCCGUUCUGAUUGGCCGAGGACGGGAUGGGGCAGGACAGGGUAGCUGCUUGGCCCAGCCCAGAACCCUCCUUUCCCUCACCAGAGGGGAAAAGGGAGAGUGGCACAGCUCUACAUCCAGAGUGUCCCCCAGCCUGCCCUGUGGGCUUGUGCCUUGGGUAAGGGCUUGGCCAAUCGGCCCCUCUGGAGCAGACACUUUGUGCCCCCCACCCCAAUCCCUCAACCUCAGCCCAGUAUUAGCCCCUCCCAUUGUGGGCCUGGGCUAGGGGGACCCAGGCACUCACCGCCUCUUCCCUGGUACACAGGCUUCUGCUGGGGCCACCGAGCCCCCCUGUGCCCCCUCCCAUCUGUAGUGCAUGGUGUGUGGUGCCCCCAGGGCUCCAGGACAGAUCAGGCCCCACCUUGUGUCUACCCCCAUCCCCGCUGUGAACGUGCCACUGAAUAAAGUCGGGGAAACGAG
Enhydra lutris kenyoni (northern sea otter) is the source of this 1675-nucleotide messenger RNA. RefSeq names its product ERI1 exoribonuclease family member 3. Gene Ontology annotation, molecular function: nucleic acid binding; 3'-5'-RNA exonuclease activity. The record is from RefSeq and is a predicted model, not a curated record. The transcript is spliced from 8 exons. The coding region runs from base 331 to 1227 and encodes 298 amino acids. NCBI's taxonomy places the organism in Eukaryota, Metazoa, Chordata, Mammalia, Carnivora, Mustelidae. Gene Ontology annotation, biological process: exonucleolytic trimming to generate mature 3'-end of 5.8S rRNA from tricistronic rRNA transcript (SSU-rRNA, 5.8S rRNA, LSU-rRNA).